CAAAUUGGUUUCAAGAGAAGUAGUGAAAAUAAUUGUAGUAGUUUGCGUCCGCAGUUUGAUCUACGUCUGGAGUUAGAGUGAUUUUUAAUCAGGGACCGCGGAACCGGUAUUGCCGGUAUUGCCCGAGCAAUACCAGAAAUCGGCGAGAGGAAAGACAUACAUGAAUGAGAAAUCACUCCGCCGUAAAUAAGCAUCGCAAUACUAGUUCAAUGAAAAAUGCCCAUGAAUGCUCUUCCCAAAGCCAGAUGUCCAACACCAUCUCUCUAAUCACCCGGAAAACGGUGUAGCUCAGCCCGGACGCAGUAUCGGGGCUGGAUACUAGUUCAAAACGAAAGCGAAAGGGGGUGGAUAUUUGUCUGUUUAUACGAAGAUUCAUUGAUAAAUUCUGCGUGCAAAAGUUUUCAAAGAAGAAAAAGACUAGUGAAAGUGGACAAAAUGAGUACUGCGGAUCAGCCGCGGAGGUCCAUUGAAGAUGACCAGGAGCCAGGCAAUGUUGCUGAUGAUGAUACAGGUGACAAAAUUGACCUUGCGGGUCCGUCUUCAUCCGCCUCAAGCGCUAGCAGUUCUGGACGACAAGGGAUGAAACGUAUGCGUCCUAAGGUCACACUUCACGAUUUUUUCAAAAGAUCUAAGACUGAGAAUAUCGAAAAGGACACUGAUGAUGUCGAAGAUGCAUCGGCGGUCGACACAAGCGUCCCGCCUACUGAUGUCACAGAAGCCGUUGACGAGAGACCGCCACGUGAAAUCAUUCUGUCCGUCGAGCCAUUCCACCCGAAACAAAUAAAACGUUCAGAAACGGACAAGGAAGGAAAAGCGAAAAAGAGAAAUUGUCAACUCCAGUAUUUUCACGACUUUCCGUGGCUACAUUACAUACCAGACAAGGACGUCGUCGUAUGCCAUGUGUGCACUAAAGCAGUAAAACUGAACUUAUUGGACGGUGUGAGACAGGAACCUGCCUUCACGACGAAAGGUUUCAAUACAUGGCAGAACGCCACCAAAAUGUUUCGCCUUCAUCAGAACUCGAAAUGCCACAAACAAGCCGUCGAGUGUGUGCGAGAGAUCCCGGCAAAGUGUCGCGACGUAAGCGAGCUGUUAGUUGAACAGACUGUGAAAGAGCGGGAAAACAACCGGCGAUAUCUGAGCAAGAUUAUCCAGAAUCUGCAGUUUUUAGCUCGUCAGGGGAUCGCAAUCCAAGGAGCGAAAGAGACGGAUUCGAAUUUCCAUCAAUGUUUGUUGCUCAGAGCGAAGGAUGAUCCUUCAAUCCUACAAUGGAUGAGUAAGAAAACCGACAAGUACACGUCACAUGACGUGCAAAAUGAAUUGCUGGAUAUCAUGUCACAACAAGUAAUAAGGGAUGUCGCUAAUCGCAUCAAAACGGAAUGCUAUUCUUUACUAGCCGACGAAUGCACGGACGUAGCGAAUAAGGAACAGCUGACGGUGUGCCUGCGUUGGAUCGACGAGAAUUUGAAUCCGAAUGAGGAUUUUAUCGGCUUCUAUCAUAUCCCAGACAUUUCGUCGGAUACGAUCGUUUCGGCUCUCAAAGACGCCCUCACCCGAUCGGAUAUACCAUUGAAAUCAUGUCGCGGGCAAUGUUACGACGGAGCGGGUAAUAUGUCCGGUGUGAAGAACGGCGCGGCGACGAAAAUCCAAGCUGAGGUCCCGCAGGCGCCUCUAACGCACUGCCACGGACACGCCCUCUCUCUCGCUGUACAUGACAUGUGUAAGCGGUCAGCUUCGAAAUUGCUGAGCGAGACGUUGGACACGACACGUGAGAUAUGCAAGCUGAUAAAAUUCUCACCGAAGCGACAAGGAGCACUUGAAAAGAUCAAGGGAGAAUUGGACUUGGAUGCCCCGGGAAUCAAGGUCUUAUGCCCGACCAGAUGGACGGUCCGCGGGGACAGUUUUCUGCGAAUCAUACAAAACUAUGUUGCGCUCGCAAACCUUUGGACUGAUUGCCUUUCUGCGAGGCUUGACAGCGAAACGAGGGCGAGAAUCAUAGGUGUCCAAUGUCAGAUGAAGGAGUUCGAUUAUUUUUUCGGACUCAAUUUGGGGAAUAUGCUCUUCUCCAUUACCGACAACCUGUCAAAAACGCUCCAGAAGACGAAGAUGUCCGCCGUUCAAGGCCAGCGGUUGGCAGAAUUGACCAUCACUACGCUGUCAAACAUGCGAUCCGAGCAAAACUUCAGUGACUUCUACGCUCUGGUGCUACAACGACGAAAUUCACUGGAAUGCGAAAUCUCCGAACCGAAAUUGCCUCGUAAAAGAGCGCCACCGAAGAAAUUAGAUGACGGAAGUGAGCCGUACCAUCCACCCGCCGCUGAGGACCGAUAUCGUACCAUGUACUUCAGCGCUUUGGACGACAUCGUGAUGGCCAUAACCGAACGAUUCGACCAAAAAGGAUUCAAGGUUUACCGGAUCGUGGAGGAAUUUCUUCUGAAAGCUGUUCGCGGAGUUGACUUCACAUCCGAAAUGGCCACCAUAGAAAGCGAGUACGGUACCACAGACGUAAAUGUUCGAAACCUCACUUCCCAAAUACCGAUCUUCCGACAACUUAUGGAGCAUAAGGAUGUCACGCAUUUCGACGACAUCUACAAGGAGGUACAGUCUCUCGAUAAACCCACUCGUUCGCUCAUCGGCGAGAUCGUGAAAUUGUGUGUGCUGCUGCUGGUGAAUCCGGCGACCGACGCUAUAGGCGAGCGGUCUUUUUCGACGAUGCGGCGACUGAAGACAUGGCUCCGGUCCACGAUGGGCCAGAAACGGUUCAACAGCCUCGCCGUACUCAGCGUUCAUCGAGAACGCACUGACAAAAUAAAUCUGGCAGCCGUGGCGAAUGAGUUCGUAUGCCUCAAUGAUAAUAGGAGAAGGCUUUUCGGCGAAUUCAGCGUUGCCGACUUCUGCUAAUAGCAAGAAUGCAGACGGAAUAGCGUCGAUGGAAUAAUGAUUGAACACGACCGUUAUAGACAGUCUCAAUUAUAUCAUUAUAUCACUCAUUACAUUACUCAUUAUUCUUAUGUUUGCAUUAUAUCACUGAUUAAAUUUCAUUGUAUA
Messenger RNA from Nematostella vectensis (starlet sea anemone), 3048 nucleotides. Its product is annotated as zinc finger MYM-type protein 1-like. The transcript has 4 exons. The record is from RefSeq and is a predicted model, not a curated record. Bases 436 to 2901 code for a protein of 821 amino acids. NCBI's taxonomy places the organism in Eukaryota, Metazoa, Cnidaria, Anthozoa, Actiniaria, Edwardsiidae.